Messenger RNA from Chaetura pelagica (chimney swift), 1977 nucleotides. RefSeq names its product solute carrier family 44, member 3 (gene SLC44A3). The record is from RefSeq and is a predicted model, not a curated record. Gene Ontology annotation, molecular function: transmembrane transporter activity. NCBI's taxonomy places the organism in Eukaryota, Metazoa, Chordata, Aves, Apodiformes, Apodidae. Gene Ontology annotation, cellular component: membrane. Bases 1 to 1977 code for a protein of 658 amino acids. Gene Ontology annotation, biological process: transmembrane transport. The transcript is spliced from 15 exons.
AUGUUUAUAACUGGCUAUGCUGUGAUGGCUGGUGCUGCAGAAAGGCUUGUGCUUGGAUAUGACAGCUUUGGGAAUAUAUGUGGUAGGAAGAAUACUCCUGUAAAAGGGGCACCCUUUUCUGGACAGGACAUGAGUAAUAAAAAGUAUGUGUUCUUUCUGAAUUCAUGCAGCCUGGAAAUGCAAAGUUCUUGUCUUUGCAUUUACAACCUGAACAUUUCCAGUUACACACUAAAUCCAAAGGCAGCUGAGCUGUGUCCCGCACUGCCAGUUCCACCAAGUAAAUCUUUUCCAUUAUUUAAUCGAUGUGUUCCACAAAAUCCUGAAUGCUAUUCCAAAUACGCAUCUGUCUUAAUAAGUAUGGUUAAUGAAAUGGAUGUUUUUCACCGAAUUCUGAGUGGAAUAUUGGCAGGAAGACAUACUGUGAUAGGACUGAGUUUCCUCGCACUAGCCUUCUCUUUUAUACUGGUUUUAGUCUUCAGAUUCAUUCGAAACCUUCUGGUCCAUACUUUGAUUGCACUGGUUGUAUUUGGGUUGUUGUUUGUCUCAGGUGUCCUCUGGUGGCUGUAUUAUGACUACAGGAACGAUCCCAGCACUGAAUUGGAAACAGAAAAGGAAAAUGUAAAGUUUCUACUUGGAUAUGCUAUCUUCUCAACCUUAUUUACUGUUGUUUUGCUUUCCCUUAUACUUGUACUAAGGAAGAGGCUUCAGUUCACUGUACAGUUGUUUCGGAUUGUUGGUAAAAUCAUAGGCAGAAUUUCUUUCCUCCUGUUCCAACCACUCUGGACCUUUCUGAUUCUUAUUGUGUUCUGGAUAUUUUGGGUUGCUGUACUGCUUAGCUUAGGAACUGCAGGUACUGCGCAGAGUACUUCAGGAGGACAGGUAGAAUACAGAGGUCUGUCUGGAAUUUCCUACAUGGUGUGGUAUCAUUUCAUUGGCCUCAUCUGGACUAGUGAAUUCAUUCUUGCUUGUCAGCAAAUAACAAUUGCAGGGGCAGUGGUUGCUUGUUACUUCAACAGAAAUAAAAAAAGCCCACCACGUCAUCCAGUCCUGUCUUCCAUAUCAGUUCUUUUCUGCUAUCAUCUAGGAACUGCUGUGAAAGGCUCAUUUCUAAUCACAAUGCUGAGAAUACCAAGGAUUGUUCUCUCUUACCUUUAUAAUAUCCUAAACCAAAAGGUAGGUAUUACAUGUGCAAAAUGCCUGUUCAAGUGCUGUUUCUGCUGGUUUUGGUGCCAUGAAAGUUGCUUAAGAUACUUUAACCAGCAUGCAUACGUAACUACAGCCAUAAAUGGGACAAAUUUUUGUACAUCAGCAAAAGAUGCUGUCUUUAUUUUGUCAAAGAAUUCUGCUCGACUUGCAUCCAUUAGCUGUUUUGGAGAUUUUAUCCUAUUUCUAGGAAAGGUGUUUGUUGUAUGUUUUACUGUUUUUGGAGGCUUGAUGGCAUUUAACUACCAUCGGGAGUUGCAAACUUGGGUAGUUCCUCUGUUGCUUGUUGGAUUUUUUGCCUACUUUAUGUCCCACUGCUUUCUGUCUGUGUUUGAAGUGACAGCGGAUGCCAUGUUCCUUUGCUUUGCUAUCGAUAUGGAAACAAAUGAUGGAUCUGCAGAGAAGCCAUACUUCGUGGAUCAGGAACUGCUGACUUUUGUGAGUCAGAGUAACAAGUUAACAGAUGGGCAAAAACAAAGAAGCAUGAGAUCUUUCCAGGACAAUGAAGAUGGGACAGAGCUCCAACCUAUGGUGAGACAGAAGCGUGGGAUACGGAUUUAUCUGCGAGCUAAUGCGUUUGCCUUUAUAUCCCAAGAAGAUUGGAUUGUGCCCAGCAAAGGAGGAGAAAGAUCGGACAGUGGCAAAGGGGUGGGAGAUGAAGCCUAUUCAGGUAGUCCUUCACAUGCCUGCUGUAGCAAAGUCAGUGGUAGGCUGCUUGAUUUCAUGCUGGAACUGCCACAGUUCCAGAGACUUGAAGUGCGCCAGGAAGUAUGA